Callorhinchus milii (elephant shark) is the source of this 932-nucleotide messenger RNA. RefSeq names its product transgelin 3b (gene tagln3b). Lineage: Eukaryota; Metazoa; Chordata; Chondrichthyes; Chimaeriformes; Callorhinchidae. The transcript has 6 exons. The coding region runs from base 150 to 749 and encodes 199 amino acids. The record is from RefSeq and is a predicted model, not a curated record. Gene Ontology annotation, molecular function: protein binding.
UGCACACACAGGAGCUUGCAGACAAGACAGCUGGAUCGUCCUGCCUGGUUCUCUAUCCUCAGCACAUCUUUUCCGAAGAACUUUGGUGCCUUUUGCUCUCUCUCUCUCUCUCUCUCUUUGUUUUCUCCUCCCAAUUUCAGGUUAUAAAAAUGGCCAACAGAGGACCGAGUUAUGGUCUCAGCCGAGAGGUUGAGCAAAAAAUUGAACAGAAAUAUGAUCCGGAAUUGGAAGGAAGGCUGGUGGAAUGGAUCAUUGCACAAUGUGGUGGGGACAUAAAUCGCCCUGAGGCUGGAAAAACAAAUUUUCAGAAAUGGCUGAUGGAUGGCACACUAUUGUGCGGAGUUAUAAACAGUCUCUACUCACAAGAUGAGGGGCCAAUCAAAAAAAUUCAGAAUUCCAAAAUGGCCUUUAAACAAAUGGAACAAAUCUCUCAGUUUCUGAAGGCAGCUGAAGCUUAUGGCAUUACAAAAACUGAUAUCUUCCAGACUGUAGACUUGUGGGAAGGAAAGGAUUUGGCUGCGGUUCAAAGAACUCUAAUGGCUUUAGGUAGUGCUGCAGUUACCAAAGAUGAUGGAUUUUACAAAGGUGAUCCUAACUGGUUCCAUAAGAAAGCUCAGGGAAAUCGUCGAGCAUUUUCUGAAGAGCAGUUGCGGAAGGGACAAAAUGUUAUAGGUCUUCAAAUGGGAACAAACAAGGGGGCCUCCCAAUCUGGCAUGACUGGUUAUGGCAUGCAUCGACAAAUCAUGUAAUCUGCCAUACUACGGUGAGACGCAUUAUGCGUAUCAAUCUUAAAGACAUGGCAACAUUAUAAUUAAUGACUUUUUAUCAUGGAAAUAGCCAUUCUAACAGACUGCUUGCUUGUGCUUUACUUGUGCAACUCCACCCCCAAGUACAGGCUGACUUUCUCCCUCUUUCUCUCCCCCCCCCACCCC